This is a messenger RNA of Mizuhopecten yessoensis (Yesso scallop), 3617 nucleotides long. RefSeq names its product histone deacetylase 6-like. Gene Ontology annotation, cellular component: histone deacetylase complex. The record is from RefSeq and is a predicted model, not a curated record. Bases 150 to 3599 code for a protein of 1149 amino acids. The transcript is spliced from 36 exons. Gene Ontology annotation, biological process: chromatin organization. Lineage: Eukaryota; Metazoa; Mollusca; Bivalvia; Pectinida; Pectinidae. Gene Ontology annotation, molecular function: histone deacetylase activity; zinc ion binding.
CUUCCGGGUCGUGAUCUAUUUCAGAAGUUGAAGUAAUGUACACAUGACUGCAGAAAGUGGAUCAACAUCGGAAGCUUAACAAGUGAUCUGUCGGGGAUACUAUAAAACUUAAACUUGGAAAUACAUUUUAACCUACUGCAGGCCUGAGAAUGGAUGACAAAGGAAUUGAAGAGUCGGAAGUCCAAACACAACCUGCUGAUGGAGUUAGCGCACAUGUAAUUCACCGAGAAAGAUUGGAGAGAGUCAGGCGACAGGGAAGAGAAAGGAAAAGACAGGAAGAGGAAAGAAAGAAGGAGGAAAGGAGGAAUAAUCAGGAAAAACCUGUAUCCUCGGACAGUGAGAAUGAGGAUGAUGCCUAUUUGAUAGAACAGCUUACUAAAAUGGGGAUUACUGUGAAGAAACCAGAGCCCCCGGAAGGUACUGGACUUGUGUAUGAUGACAGAAUGGCUACAUUCGAAUGUUUAUGGGACCCAGCUUUCCCAGAGAAGCCAGAACGUAUAACAGAAUCAUUUGCCCGAUGCUCUGAGCUGGGACUUAUAGAAAGAUGUACAAGAAUUGAGGCCCAGUAUGGAACAGAGGACCAAGUGUUAAUACAGCACACAGAGGCCCACCUAGAAAAACUGAAGGAGACUGUAGACAUGUCUAAAGAGGCUCUCAAGAAAGUUUCAGCUAAAUAUGACUCCAUUUACAUCCAUCAGGCGACAUACGAGGCCUCGCUAUUGGCCCUGGGUAGUACUAUGGAGCUCAUGGAACAAAUUCUUAAGAAAAAGGUCAGGAAUGGGCUGGCAAUCAUUCGACCUCCGGGCCAUCAUGCCAUGAAUGAAGAAUUCUGUGGCUACUGUUUCUUCAACCAAGUGGCCAUUGCUGCCAAGCAUGCAGUGGACACUUUAGGACUCAAAAGGGUGCUCAUUGUAGACUGGGAUGUCCAUCACGGUCAAGCAACACAGCAAAUGUUUUAUGAUGACCCAAGAGUUCUUUACUUUUCCAUUCAUCGUUACGAAUAUGGGAAAUAUUGGCCUAACCUUCGCGAAUCUGACUACGACUUUAUUGGAGAUGGCAAGGGCAAAGGGUACAAUGUCAAUGUACCUCUUAACAAGGUCCACAUGACGGACACAGACUACCUGGCCAUAUUCCAUCAAAUUCUAAUGCCUAUUGCUCAUCAGUUCAGCCCUGACCUAGUUUUGGUGUCCAGCGGUUACGAUGCAGCCAUUGGAUGUCCAGAGGGUGAGAUGCUUGUGAGUCCAGUGACAUACGCCCACAUGACCCAUAUGCUGAUGUCAUUGGCUGAGGGGCGUGUUUGUAUAUGUUUGGAGGGCGGGUACUGUAUCAAGUCUCUGUCUGAGGCUGUGGCUCUAACACUGAGAAGUCUGCUGGGUGACCCCUGUCCUGCCUUACCUGCCAUGGGGGACCCAAGCCACAGUAUAACAACGACUAUUUUGAAUGUGAUCAAAGUUCUGCAGCCGUACUGGAACUGCUUCAGCUACCAGACAGAGCUAGCCUUGGAGGAAUCAUGUCCGUAUGAAGAAGUCAAUGAUAUGCCGCCAAAGCCAGGUAUGCCAUUUGUCACAGAGGAGAACAAACCAAAAGAGUACACGAUAAUGUACGAGUACGAGGAUGGGGUCGAGGAGGAGUACAUCAUACAGCACAAGUUUGACGCGGUCAUCGAUCAGCUGAUUGCUGACACCUCACUAGCCGUCCCACCAAACAAGACGUGUAUAGUGUAUGAUGAAGGCAUGCGGGUCCACCAUGCUAUCACGUUCAGAGGACAUCCUGAGGACCCAGAUCGUGUCACCUGUAUAUUUGACAAACAUGCGGAGUGGGGACUUCUGGAUCGAUGUUUACGAGUUCAGUCUCGGCUUGCUACGGACGGAGAGACACAGGCCAUACACAGUUCAUCCUACUUAGAGCAGAUGCAAGCAUCAGCAGAGUUACCUCCCAUGGAACUGAGAAAUUUGCAGCAUAGCUUCAAUUCAAUCUACAUGUGUCCGGAGAGCAAUGUGUGUGCCAGAAUGGCGGCGGGGUGUGUCCUAAGUGUUACAGAAGCUGUACUGUCAGGCCAGGCCAAAAGUGGGGUCGCUGUCGUCAGGCCUCCUGGUCACCAUGCAGAAUGUACCAAAGCAAUGGGGUUCUGCUUCUUCAACAGCGUGGCCAUUGCUGCCAAGUAUGCUCAAAACAAAUUUGGAUUAAAACGGGUAUUGAUUCUCGACUGGGAUGUUCACCAUGGUAACGGAACACAACACAGCUUUUAUGAUGAUCCAAGCAUCCUCUUCAUUAGCUUGCACCGUUUUGACCAUGGAAGUUUCUAUCCGACCUCCACAGAUGGAAAUCACAACAUGACAGGAUCUGGGGCCGGAAAGGGAUUUAAUGUCAACAUUCCUUUCAAUGAGGGUCCCAAAGGUGAUGCAGAGUACAAAGCUGCCUUUCAACAAAUUGUGAUGCCUAUUGCUUAUGAGUUUGCCCCGGAGCUCGUUUUGGUGUCGGCUGGGUUUGAUGCUGCUCUAGGUGACCCGUUGGGGGGAUACCACAUCACACCUGCUGGGUAUGGUCACAUGACCCACAUGCUUUCCUCACUGGCCAAUGGGAGAGUGGUACUUGCCUUGGAGGGUGGCUACAAUUUGUCGUCGAUAUCUAACAGUAUGGCGACCUGUACCUCUGUCCUGCUCGGUGACCCGUGUCCAUAUCUACCUUACGUUCAACCUCAGGAAAGUGCUGUAAAGGGUAUCAACAAUACUUUGGACUCUCACAAACAGUUCUGGAAGUGUCUCAAAUUUAGAGAAUCAAUCCCAGAUCUCAGGUGCAAAGAAGGAGAGGGGGAACCCGAAGGAAUAGAAGAACAAAAGGAAGAAGAGAAAUUCAAAAAGAACAUUGAGGAGCUUUCAAAAAAGAUGACUUCAGUAUCAGUGUAUGACAGAGCCGCUCAAUCCCCUGAAGAGGCCAAGUCAGCAAACAAGUCAGAACCUGAAGUUACAACACAGGCAACAUCCACAAACGACAAAGAUUCUGGUUCCGUGGGAGAUGCCACACCCACAACAUCAGAAACCAAACCUUCUGUGACAGAGACCACGCCCACGCCUUCUAAAUCAUCUGAUACAAUGGAAGAUCAAGGAGCUGUAGGUGGCGCUGCAUCUAUGGCUGUGGGUGGAUCAUCUGUAGGAGGGGCUGGAACUCCCCUCAAUGAAAUGAUGGGUGCUGUGGGCGGGGCUGAUAAUCUGUUACAAGCUCUCACUGUGGCACAAGCAUUAGAAGACAUGGGUGUUGAAAGGAUGUAUGCAGUACAACCCCUCACCUGGUGCCCCCAUCUACAGACGGUACAGCCCCUGCCCCAGGGGAUCCUGGACACGAGAGCCCCAUGUCAGGACUGUGGCAAUGAGGGAGAGAACUGGAUAUGCCUCGUCUGUUACAAGGUUUUCUGUAGCAGAUAUGUCAACGAACACAUGGUCAUACAUGGCGCUACAGAACAGCACUUGGUGACCUUGAGUUUCUCUGACCUUUCGGUUUGGUGUUACGGAUGUGAUAACUACAUCGACAAUCAGGUUGUAAAUGCAGCUAAGAGAGCCGCGCACAGACACAAGUUUGGAACCGAGAUGUCUGGAUCGUAACACCAGACACUGUAUGCU